Miscanthus lutarioriparius is the source of this 921-nucleotide messenger RNA. Lineage: Eukaryota; Viridiplantae; Streptophyta; Magnoliopsida; Poales; Poaceae. The record is from the annotation of a GenBank genome assembly.
AUGGAUCCCGACGCCGAGGUCACGUUCGAGUUCGUCCCCGUGAUCCGGCAGUACAAGAGCGGCUGCGUGGAGCGCCUGCUCCCCGUCAACCCGGUCCCGCCAUUCGUCGACGCCGCCACCGGGGUCGCCUCCAAGGACGUCACCGUUGACCCGGCCACGGGCCUGUGGGCGCGCCUCUACAUCCCACACGCCUUCGUGAACCGCCUCGCGGCGCGGGCCGGCGCGCUCGCCGUGUCCGUGGAGUACCGCCUGGCGCCCGAGCACCCCGUCCCCGCCUGCUACGACGACGCCUGGGCCGCGCUCCGGUGGGUGGUGACGUCGGCGGCCGACCCGUGGGUCCGCGACCACGGCGACGUGGCGCGCGUGUUCGUGCUCGGGUUCAGCGCCGGCGCGAACCUCGCGCACAACCUCACCCUCCGCGCCGGCUCGGAGCCCGAGACCGAGCCCGACCUCCUCCCCCGCGGCGCCCGGGUGCAGGGGAUGGCGCUGGUGCACCCGUUCUUCCUGUCGCCGCCGGCACCGGCGCCUGGGGACAAGGGCAGCAAGGCUGCGGAGGAAGGCGAGGUAGCGAAGUACGCGUGGGUGCGCGGCAAGCUGGCGGAGAUGUGGGCGUUCGCGUGCGGCGAGGGGCGGACGACGGCGGGGCCCGACGACCCGCGCGUGAACCCGCUCGCGGACGGCGCGCCCAGCCUGAGGCGCCUCGGGUGCGCCCGGGUCCUCGUCUGCCUUGCGGACGACGCGCUGGUCGCUGAGGGCAAGGCCUACUACGACGGCCUGCUGGCGAGCGGGUGGGCCGCGGCGGACGCCGAGCUGCUGGACUCCGCGCCCGCGGACCACGAGUUCCACGUCCGUGAGCCCGACAGCGCCAAGGCGGUGCUCCUCAUGGAUCGGCUGGUUGCGCUCAUCACCGGGAACCAGUAG